GGGGCGGGGCGGGGGAGGCUGACAUGUGAGCGGCGCGCCGGCGGCAGGUGGAAAGGCGAGCGGCAUGGAGCGCGUAAUAAGAGAGUUGGAGUCGGAAAGAGCCGCCCCAGUCGCCGGGGAAGCGGGCGGUCAGCGCGGGCUCCGGCGGCCCCCCGGCUCUGAGCGCCCGCCCCCGGCCCCGGAGCGGCCCCAGCCCGGCCCCUAGCCCCCGCCGACCGCGCCCGCCUCGGGCCGCCCCGCCGGCCCUGGGUCCGAGCCAUGCGCCGCUGAGCGCCCCUCGCGCGCCCCCGCCCCGGACCGGACCCGGGCCCCGGCCCCCCCCGCCCGGCGCCGCCCAUGGCCGAGGCCCCCCCGCGCCUCCUCGGCCUAGCCCCCCCGCCCGCGGACGCCCCCCGCGCCGAGCUGGUGGCGCUCACGGCGGUGCAGAGCGAGCGGGGCGAGGCGGGCGGAGGCGGCUCCCCGCGCCGCCUGGGCCUCCUGGGCAGCCCCCUGCCGCCGGGCGCGCCCCUCCCAGGGCCGGGCUCGGGCUCGGGCUCCGCCUGCGGCCAGCGCUCCUCAGCCGCGCACAAGCGCUACCGCCGCCUGCAGAACUGGGUCUACAACGUGCUGGAGCGACCCCGCGGCUGGGCCUUCGUCUACCACGUCUUCAUAUUUUUGCUGGUCUUCAGCUGCCUGGUGCUGUCCGUGCUGUCCACUAUCCAGGAGCACCAGGAACUUGCCAACGAGUGUCUCCUUAUCUUGGAAUUCGUGAUGAUCGUGGUGUUUGGUCUGGAGUACAUCAUCCGCAUCUGGUCCGCUGGAUGCUGCUGCCGCUACCGAGGAUGGCAGGGCCGUUUCCGCUUUGCCAGAAAACCCUUCUGUGUCAUCGACUUCAUCGUGUUCGUGGCCUCGGUGGCCGUCAUCGCCGCCGGCACGCAGGGCAACAUCUUUGCCACAUCUGCGUUACGCAGCAUGCGCUUCCUGCAGAUCCUGCGCAUGGUGCGCAUGGACCGCCGCGGCGGCACCUGGAAGCUGCUGGGCUCGGUGGUCUAUGCUCACAGCAAGGAGCUGAUCACCGCCUGGUAUAUCGGGUUCCUGGUGCUCAUCUUCGCCUCCUUCCUGGUCUAUCUGGCUGAGAAGGACGCCAACUCCGACUUCUCCUCCUACGCCGACUCGCUCUGGUGGGGGACGAUUACACUGACGACCAUUGGCUAUGGUGACAAGACGCCACACACGUGGCUGGGCAGGGUCCUGGCUGCUGGCUUCGCCUUACUAGGCAUCUCCUUCUUUGCCUUGCCUGCCGGCAUCCUUGGCUCCGGCUUUGCCCUGAAGGUGCAGGAGCAGCACAGGCAGAAGCACUUUGAGAAGCGGAGGAUGCCAGCAGCCAACCUCAUCCAGAGGAAACCCUGCAACUUCAUGGAUGCUGAGGGGUUGGCUGCAUGGCGCCUGUACUCCACCGACACGAGCCGGGCCUACCUGACAGCCACUUGGUACUACUAUGACAGCAUCCUCCCGUCCUUCAGAGAGCUGGCCCUCUUGUUUGAGCACGUUCAACGGGCCCGCAAUGGGGGCCUACGGCCCCUGGAGGUGCGGCGGGCGCCAGUACCCGACGGAGCGCCCUCCCGUUACCCGCCCGUUGCCACCUGCCACCGGCCGGGCAGCACCUCCUUCUGCCCUGGGGAAAGCAGCCGGAUGGGUAUCAAAGACCGCAUCCGCAUGGGCAGCUCCCAGCGGCGGACAGGCCCCUCCAAGCAGCACCUAGCACCUCCACCGAUGCCCACUUCCCCGAGCAGCGAGCAGGUUGGAGAGGCCAGCAGCCCCACCAAGGUGCAGAAGAGCUGGAGCUUCAACGACCGCACACGCUUCCGGGCCUCCCUGAGACUCAAACCGCGCGCCUCCACUGAGGAGGGCCCCUCGGAGGAAGUGGCAGAGGAGAAGACCUACCAGUGUGAACUCACAGUGGACGACGUCAUGCCCGCUGUGAAGACGGUCAUCCGCUCUGUCAGGAUCCUGAAGUUCCUGGUAGCCAAAAGGAAAUUCAAGGAGACGCUACGACCAUACGACGUGAAGGACGUCAUCGAGCAGUACUCCGCAGGGCACCUGGACAUGCUGGGCCGGAUCAAGAGUCUGCAGGCCCGGGUGGACCAGAUUGUCGGCCGGGGCCCCGGGGACCGGAAGGCCCGGGAGAAGGGCGACAAAGGUCCCUCCGACACGGAGGCGGUAGAUGAAAUCAGUAUGAUGGGACGCGUGGUCAAGGUGGAGAAGCAGGUGCAGUCCAUCGAGCACAAGCUGGACCUGCUAUUGGGCUUCUACUCGCGCUGCCUGCGCUCUGGCACCUCGGCUAGCCUGGGCACCGUGCAAGUGCCGCUCUUCGACCCCGACAUCACCUCCGACUACCACAGCCCUGUGGACCACGAGGACAUCUCCGUCUCCGCACAGACGCUCAGCAUCUCCCGCUCUGUCAGCACCAACAUGGACUGAGGGGCUUCUCAGGGGCGGGGUAGCACACGGCCAGCCCCUCGGCCUGGCGCUCGGACCCUCCCUCUGAGGCCUCCGGACUCCUCUCUUACUUGAACUCGCUCCCUCGUGGGGAGAGAGGCCACACGCAGUAUUGAGCUGCCUGGGUGGGCGAGAUACCCGAUGUGGGUGCCAGCGACCCUCCCCACCUCAGGAGCGUGAGAUGCCAGGCCGCACGGAGGGCAGCAGCGGCGGCUGUCCCGCGGCCUCUGGGCCCCCCAGUGCCCUGCCCGUUCCAUCAAGGCCUGACACGGCCCGCCGGGCAGGGGCAUUGCUCCGGGAGUGGGAGCAGGGCACUGGGGCCCUGGGCCCUGACUCAGCUUCCAGCUAUGCAAGGUGAGGUCUUUGGCCCGCCCUUUGGACAGAGCAGGGAAGCCUUCCCGCCAAGUCCCCGCCCCACUUGGGGGUGGGCCCACGGUGCCCACACAGGUAUCCACAAGCACAGGACCCUGCCGCAAGGCAGGUGGGCACCAUAUAUGCAAACUAUGUUAAAUAUGCAACUCUGGGGACCCCCAUGGGGUCCCUCUGCCCCUCCCCCACUGGGAGAUGGGCCCCCAGCAGUAGCUGGUCUCAGGCUGCUUGGCUAUGACCCCCAUCCCUGUUCUUUGGCUUAUCAACUGCUCACCUCCCAGCAUGGGGCCUGUUUCUCCCUUGCCUCCCAAAGGGCAGUGUCUGGGCCUUUCUUCCCAUUUGCAGGUGUCCCCUCCCAGGGGCUCCCUCUUCCUGCCAAUGUUCACUCCCCUCUGGCCCUAGACACCGUCGACAGCACAAGUUUCUGUGUUCUCCCCCCAACCUCCCACAGACAAUACUCCCACGGUCACACAAACAUGCCCCUACAGUUUCCCCAGGAAACUGCAGGAAGUCUCUCACACUCGUGCUGACACACACAAUCAUCCACACUUGGAGACUCGAGCGCAGAGCCACUCAGCCUUUCCUGGGCCUCUGCAGCUGAGGCCAGUGGACUGGCCUUGCAGGGCAAUGUCCACACUCCUACCAACUACAUCCAGGCAGGAGAGGGAGCUCUGAUGUGACUCCAGGUCUCCAGAACUUUACCAGCUCCCCUUUCUCAAGAAGAUCUACUCCUCACAGGUCCAGGAGCCCUAACUGCUGCCUCUGCCUGCCCCCGAGGGCCCUCCUUAGCGUCCCCACAGCACAACUCAGGCCUAGGCCUCUGGGGCCUGGACAGCACUGGAAAGACCACAGACCCUUCCCCACGGUUAUCAGGCCCACUUCCAUCUAGGCUUGCCCUCUUCCUAGUUACUCUAACUCACUCCCAGAGAGAAUAAUAAGGCAUCUAGCGAGUACCAUUUGUCAGGCACCAACUGUGCAUAUGGCGCUCACAUGCACUGUUUCCCCUCCUUCCAUACUCCACUUUUCACUUCAUUUGGCAGCCCCCAUACUGCAUAAGCCCCCAUCCACUCCAGGCCCCCAGCACCUCUUUGGUAUCCCUACCCCUUUGUCCUUCUUCUGCAAAGCCAGUGCAGGUGGCAGGAGGGUGAUGGGUAGUGGACCAAUGGUGACCCUUUGUGGGGCACCAGGGAAUAAGGGGCUCAGGCCCAGCUGCCUGCAUCUCAUGACUGGGGACCUGCAUGCACCAGCGCCAGGGCUGGGGUUGGAUCUUGCUCAGCCCCAUGGUGCCCAGCCUCUGCCCCCACGUGCCCUCUGCAUGUGACCGUCAUGCCCUGGAUGGAGCCUAUCCUGGCUCACCUCACCUGCACUGCACUGUCCCCAGAGAGCCACACCUCCGCCCCCUGAGAGACAGAGCUGUGGAGAGGGGCAGGAGAAUGGGAUUAUCCUAUGACCAAAGGAGACUUGGGAAGAAGCCCUUCCUGCUUCCACGAUCAAGGUUCCCCACCAACCCGGUUCUCGGAUAUGCAAGUACCUCACUUUGUUAACUUAUUAACUUAUUGAUUUCAUUAAA
This is a messenger RNA of Balaenoptera musculus (blue whale), 4417 nucleotides long. RefSeq names its product potassium voltage-gated channel subfamily Q member 4 (gene KCNQ4). Bases 337 to 2460 code for a protein of 707 amino acids. The transcript has 15 exons. The record is from RefSeq and is a predicted model, not a curated record. Gene Ontology annotation, biological process: transmembrane transport; potassium ion transport. Gene Ontology annotation, molecular function: voltage-gated potassium channel activity. Gene Ontology annotation, cellular component: membrane. Lineage: Eukaryota; Metazoa; Chordata; Mammalia; Artiodactyla; Balaenopteridae.